This is a messenger RNA of Helianthus annuus (common sunflower), 900 nucleotides long. Its product is annotated as protein FAR1-RELATED SEQUENCE 5-like. The transcript is spliced from 4 exons. Lineage: Eukaryota; Viridiplantae; Streptophyta; Magnoliopsida; Asterales; Asteraceae. Gene Ontology annotation, biological process: regulation of DNA-templated transcription. The record is from RefSeq and is a predicted model, not a curated record. Bases 1 to 900 code for a protein of 299 amino acids.
AUGGACAUGGUAUUCACAAGCCCCGAUGAUUGUUAUUCAAUGUAUGUCAAGUAUGCCAAGGAGUGUGGCUUUUCAGUUAGGAAAGGGACUACAAAGACAAACUCUAAAGGUGUGUUACAUAUUAAGUAUUACUUGUGUACGAGAUCUGGGUUAUAUAAGGACAAGAAGGCUCGAUCAUGGAAGGUGUAUAAGUUUGUCAAGGAGCACAACCAUGAUCUUGUUAAACGUCCUGAUAAACAUUUUCUUCCAACUGAACGACACCUCACUCAGCUCCAGAAGCAUGUUAUACACAACAUGUCUAAGUUGAAUUUGGGUCCUCUCAAGGCGUUUAAUGUUAUGAAGACUUGUUUUGGCGGUUUUGAAGACGUGGGUGCAAGUAAAGUUGAAUUUAAGAACUACAAGAGGAAAAUUAACUUAUACGCUAUGGUGUUUGUACCGUUCACUGGUAUAGACAAUCAUCACUGCAAUGUUACAUUUGGUGCUGCAUUAUUGGCGUCGGAAACUGCUGAUACGUAUAUUUGGUUGUUGAGAGUUUUUCUAAAAGCUGUUGGUUCUCAAACAAAAGUUGUUGUCACUAACCAAGAUCCAGCAAUGAAGAAGGCUAUUUCUGUUGUUGGUGUUAGGCUAUGCAAUUCCACCAAUUUCAAAGAACGUAUUUGUGGUGUUGUGUGGACGGAUAUUCUCACACCUGAAGAGUUUGAAUCAGAAUGGGAAGCGGCUAUCGGAGAGUUCAAUUUAGCAGAUAAUGACUGGCUAUCUGAUAUUUUUGCACUUAGGGAAUCUUGGAUCUCUCCAUACUAUAGAAUGGAAGAGAUGUCGGGUCUUAUGCGAACGACAUCGAGGUCGGAGAGUGAGAAUCAUUUUUGGUCAAGUGUGCAAUUCGAAAGCUACUCUUGUUGA